CCACCUCUUUCCACUAAACUUUGAUGCCACACAAGACACACAGAGAGUUACCUAACUAUAUAUAGUAGUGAUUGAGCUUGAGAAAUGGCUGAAGAUGUUGAGAUUCAAGAGCAAAGAGAAUACCCUGCAAAAGACUAUUAUGACCCUCCUCCAGCACCUUUUUUCGACCGCAGAGAGCUCACACAGUGGUCCUUCUAUAGAGCCAUUAUCGCUGAGUUCAUAGCAACCCUUCUCUUCCUCUAUAUCACUGUCCUCACCAUAAUUGGCAACAAAAGACAGAUUGAUAGUGGCACCAAAUGUGAUGGGGUUGGCAUUAUCGGCGUCGCUUGGGCCUUUGGUGGCAUGAUUUUCAUCCUUGUUUACUGCACUGCCGGUAUUUCAGGAGGACACAUAAACCCAGCAGUGACAUUCGGGCUGUUCCUAGGACGCAAGGUGUCGUUGAUAAGGGCGUUGUUGUACAUUGUAGCACAAUGUGCUGGUGCUAUCUGUGGCACUGGACUGGCGAAGGUGUUCCAAAAGGCGUACUACAACAGGUACGGAGGUGGUGCUAACUUUGUUGCUGAUGGCUGCAACAGGGGCACUGCUUUGGGUGCUGAGAUUAUCGGUACCUUCGUUCUUGUCUACACUGUCUUCUCUGCCACUGACCCUAAGAGGAACGCUAGGGACUCCUAUAUUCCUGUACUAGCACCACUCCCGAUUGGCUUUGCUGUUUUCGUGGUUCAUUUGGCUACAAUCCCAGUUACUGGCACUGGCAUUAACCCAGCAAGGAGUUUUGGAGCAGCUGUAAUCUACAAUGACGACAAAAUCUGGGAUGAUCAGUGGAUUUUCUGGGUUGGACCAAUUGUUGGAGCAGCAGGGGCUGCAUUAUACCACCAAUACAUCCUUAGAGCAUCGGCUAUCAAGUCUCUUGGAUCAUUCAGGAGCCAUACUUAAUUAAUUAAUUGUUUAAUUAAUUAUGUUUUCAGUAA
This is a messenger RNA of Vigna angularis (adzuki bean), 968 nucleotides long. RefSeq names its product aquaporin PIP2-7. Gene Ontology annotation, biological process: transmembrane transport. NCBI's taxonomy places the organism in Eukaryota, Viridiplantae, Streptophyta, Magnoliopsida, Fabales, Fabaceae. The transcript is spliced from 4 exons. The record is from RefSeq and is a predicted model, not a curated record. Gene Ontology annotation, molecular function: water channel activity. Gene Ontology annotation, cellular component: plasma membrane. Bases 85 to 933 code for a protein of 282 amino acids.